AGGUGUCACUUUUAGCACCUCUGCUGAGGCCAGGUCCGCCAUUAAGCAGCACCCAAGGGCCUCCAGAGUCAACAGACACGUGCAGCUGCAAACACAUGGCAUGUUUGUCCAUUUGCUGAACAUGUUAAACUGGGCACUGGAGGUGUGAAAGUCUCAGCAUGGCGGUCUUGCAUGCUACUGAUCUGUGAAGACAAAUUAACUUGCAGAUAGCUUUAUUGGACAACUGGCUGUCUGAGAGGUUGGGAGUACUGAUGAGAAGCAGCUGUUUGACUGUGGGAAUGUGCUACAUAAUAAUACUAAUGUGAUACUUUAAUUUUGGGAGAUUCCCUUGUUGAAGAAUGGUUUAAUGGAAGAAUUUAACUAAGGGCUAAUCCAGUCGAAGGUUUUAUAAAUGUGAAGGCCAUUAAGCUGUUCAUCAGAUCAGAAAUUCUAGAUAAAAUCAUGUCAGAAAAAUAAGUGACAUAAAGCCUAUAGCUGCCAGCAUCACUGCAAGUUAUGUAAUACAAUCAGUAAUGUUAUUGUUACAACUUAAAUUACUGCUAACAAACACAAGACCAGGUAAAGUCUUAAUAAGAUUAUAUUAAGCAAAAGACGGACUAUAUACAAAAGGUCAAUUCACAGAAAGUUUGGUGAGGUAAAGUUCUCAGUUGCUUGUACAGUAUUUGCAGAGUGGGAGUGGUGUUUUAAGACUUUUCAAGGAUGUAGGAAGGGUAUACUGACAGUACAGCUAGUACCUGAUGGGAGGGGUGGUUUUUAUGUAUGCUACAAGGAUUUACUGUUCAUUUAAUCUUGAGUGUAACUCAAAUUGAGUAUGUAACUUGAGUUGAGUUUUGUCAGCUUUUUUUUCUGUGGUCAGGAAUACAUGAGAGCAAAAAGAAUAUCAAAGCUCAGCUGUUUAUAUUGCAGAAAGUUUUUUUAUUUUAAUCCCACCACCUCAUAGAGCAAUGGUGCGACUGAUUCAAAAUCAGAUGCAGUUGUCACAGUGCACCACUAGGUGUCGCUCCAUGUUCACUUUGGCAGAAGAUCUGGCCUAGACGAAAUAUUUUCAUACCAGGUUUUGUCUGAUAAACCUCCACCUGAUAAGACCACUAGAUAUCAUAUGGGACAAAACCAAGUGACCAAGAUUUCAACUGUUACAUGAGUCUAAAGGGGUUGGAAUGUAUAUUAAAAAAAAAACUUCAAUUUGUCCAACAUUCAAAUGCUCAUUGAUAUUCAGAGAACUCAAUUUUUUUGACACAAAAGUUCACAACCUGAUGGUAGGACCCCUUUUGAGACUAACAUCAGAGCGAAUUCUCAUUCUGUGUUUUUCCUCAUUUGUUCCCAACUACACAUACAUUAUGUAAAUGAUUCCUCAUUUUACUGAGUUUCACAGCCUGAUGGUGUUUCUCUGUACACAGCCCUCAUAGAAAAACAGAUAACUGAUCAAUUUUUAAGAACGUUUUGGAUUAUAUUGGCUGAUCACCCAUUUAGUAUAUGAACAAUAUUAAAGUAACAAAUGGGACUACAAGCUAUAAAGUAAAUAAUGUGGAAUAAAAGUACAAUAUUUGGCUCAUAAAUGUAAUGAAGUAUAUUGUAUAGUAUAAAAUGGUUGUAGUCCAACUCCAAUAAAAGUACUUGAAUAAUACUGUUGUUACACUGUAUCUGGUGACCCAUCAGAUUCUGUGACCUGCAGUGUUGGAGGAGAGAUCUUUAACUUUAACUAUACUUUAAGUACAUUUUGCUGGGAAUACUUCUAUAUUUUAAGUAGAAUUUUUAAUGCAGGAUUCGUACUUGUAAUUCAUUAUUUUUAUAUUGUAGCCAAGUAUUGAUACUAAAAUUAAAGAUCUGAGUAGUUCUGCCAACGCUGCAGGUCACAGAAUCUGAUGGGUCACCAGAUACAGUAAUGUGUGUGUGUGUGUGUGUGUGUAAUAGAUCAAUGACUUCAAUUAAAUAAAGAAAAUGAUAGGCUCUUCCUGGCAUUAAUGACAGUUUGGCCUCCUUCUGUCAUAUCUGCCCGGUGAUAAAAUAUUAAAAGCAGUGGAGUCAUGAUUAUAAAUAUCUCUGUGUUACACCCCUCUGCCUGGCAAGUGACACAUAAGUUGUUUACAAACAUACUUUUGGGAGGGAAGACGUCAAGGGUGCGCAGCUUCAACCGGGAAAAGCUUUAUUGGUCACUGACAGCACCCCCCCCACACACACACACAUACACACGAACAUGCACGCACACACACCCACCCUCCUCUCCCCUCCCUGCUUCGAUCGUCCCCGCCCCCCACAGCAGGGCUGGUUUAAAGGCGGCAGUCCUCGGGCUGGAGGGAUGAGUUGAAGACCUGCAGCAGUGUAGCACUCAGGAGGACAGAGUGGGACUUUACACUGAGGGACAUAUCCAUUUAUAAAACAGACUUUUCAGGACAGGAACUUCUGGAUAAUCUCUAAUCCCAUUACUGGAAUCAUGAAGUCUCCAAAACUGGCGCCUCAAGCGAAAUUCACCAAUGAGGAAGACCUGGACGAUGUGCUGUGUGAGUUUGACGCAGUGAUCGAGGACUUCACGUCCCCGGUGGAGAAGCGACACUUCAGAUACGAUGAGCACCUGCAGACCAUGAAGAGGAGGAGCUGCGCCAGCGUCAGCGACAGUGGCAUCAGCGACACAGAGAGUGCAGAGUCUCUCAACAGAAAUAGCUUCAGCUUCAGCGAUGAGAGGCUGAACUCCCCCACCACCACCACACCUCCUCUUAUGUCACCAAAACCCAAACUUGGCGACACCAAAGAACUGGAGGACUUCAUCGCCGACCUUGACAAGACAUUAGAAAGCAUGUGACACGGAGGAUCACAGUCGUCUUGGAGCGCAGCCAUGACAGAGGGAGGGAGUGGAUGUCUGGACCCCCCUUGAGCAGCUAACACGCACCUGCUUCCACACUGAAAACCCCCCCCCAACAGGAUACAGCUGGAUGGCACAGCAACUGCCAAGUGGCUCCAGCUCGGCAUCAGGUCUAGCCAGCGUUCUGCUAAAGUUAACCCGGCAGUGCUCAACUAACUCCAGACCGCCUGGCUACUGGGUUGUAAGGAGUGAAGGAAGGAUCAAAAUUAGAAUAGUAGGGAAAACAAGGACAUUCAUGAGGUAAUAGACUCCAAGACAUUGAAUAUAUGCCACAAAGUUACUGGAACAUUUAAUGUCAGAGCCAGAAAUCACCCCCACCCCACACACCACAUCAUACUCCCUCAUCCAAAAACCUGAGCUGAAAGAGUAUUUAAAAAAUGGCUUUUUAUAAUAGAAAUAUAUUUGUAAUUUUAUAGAGCUUCUUAUUGUAAAUUUAUUGGUCGUUUUUGUGAAAUAUAUUUUUGUAUCUCAUGUAAAUAAUAAUUGUUUCAAAUUUUAUUUGCCUUGAUAUUAACCGGACAGUCAGAUUAAAGUUUGACACUCGUUGACUGAUGUAAAGUUGGUUACGAGGUUAAUACGAAUGUGAACUUAAUCCACUCUGGGGAAAAACUGGAAAGCAAUAUGUGUAUUUAAUACAGCUAAUGCCUGCCAGAGAUAAUAUUAAAGUGAAUUGUUGUUCUUUUA
Messenger RNA from Scomber scombrus (Atlantic mackerel), 3541 nucleotides. RefSeq names its product regulator of cell cycle (gene rgcc). The record is from RefSeq and is a predicted model, not a curated record. Bases 2432 to 2797 code for a protein of 121 amino acids. Gene Ontology annotation, biological process: regulation of cell cycle. The transcript is spliced from 5 exons. Lineage: Eukaryota; Metazoa; Chordata; Actinopteri; Scombriformes; Scombridae.